AUGCUAUUCCGCUCGUUCUUAGCAGCAAUCAGCAUUGCCUUCAACCUUUUUCCUCCCUCAGUAGCACACGAAGACCUCAAUUACAAUGCCAGCCAGCUUGUUGAGAGUCAGACCCUCGAGUCACCAUACCCAUACGACUUUCCGGUGCUGCAAAAUGGAUCAUUGGCGGAUAGCGGACGGUUCCCGAUGCCAUUGUGCAAUGGCUUCAAGCUUGAAGAAGCCACAAUUGAUCAGCUUCAACGAGAACUGUCCAGUGGCAGGCUGACUUCGGUUCAGCUUGCUCUUUGCUAUUUGCAGAGGGUAUAUCAGGCAGAUGGAUACAUUAGAGCGAUCAUGGAAAUUAACCCUGAUUUCCUCGAAAUUGCGGAGGCGCUCGACCGUGAACGUGCUCAAGGACGUGUUCGUGGGCCUCUUCAUGGCAUCCCUUUCCUGGUCAAAGAUAACAUUGGCACAAAAGACAAGAUGGAGACAACCGCCGGGUCUUGGAUGCUACUGGGGUCUGUUAUUCCAAGAGAUGCUCAUGUUGUGCAUCUCCUGAGGGAAUCAGGAGCUCUCUUGAUGGGCCAUGCUACGCUGAGCGAAUGGGCAGAUAUGCGGUCGAAUCUUUACUCUGAAGGAUAUUCUGCUAGAGGGGACCAAUGCCGAUCGCCGUACAACUUGACUACAAACCCUGGUGGGAGCAGCUCUGGUAGCGCUGCUGCCGUGGCUGCGAAUCUUAUCACUUUCGCCCUUGGUACGGAGACUGAUGGAAGUGUUAUAAACCCUGCUGAACGGAAUGCGCUUGUUGGGAUCAAGCCUACCGUUGGAUUGACGUCUCGUGCUGGCGUUAUUCCAGAGUCGCACAAUCAGGAUACUGUGGGAUGUCUUGCGAGAACUGUUCGUGAUGCAACGUACUGCCUCGAUGGCAUCUACGGUCAAGACCCUCAUGAUAAUUAUACUCUCGUUCAACAAGCUCCCGCUGGUGGCUUCGCCCAAUUCCUAGCCAACAAGGAAGCAUUGAAAGGUGCCGUGUUCGGUCUGCCAUGGCUAAGCUUCUGGCAACUAGCACCUCAAAAUCAACAAGAUCAGCUUGUCGAGCUUGUCGAUCUCAUCGAAUCAGCCGGGGCAACAAUCAUCAAUGGCACAGAACUCCCACACUGGCAAACAAUCAUCAGUCCCAACUUCUGGAACUGGGACUACGGUACCACACGCGGCUACCCCAACGAGUCCGAAUAUACCUAUGUAAAAACCGAUUUCUACAAUGAUAUCACCAAAUAUCUAGCCGAGCUCAACAACACCGCCAUCAGAUCACUUGAAGACAUCGUCCAAUACAAUAUCGACAACGUCGGCUCGGAAGGCGGAAUACCAAACGUCCAUCCCGCGUUCCAAUCCGGUCAAGACGGCUUCAACGCCUCACUUGCAACAGGCGGCAUCAUGGACGAAACAUACUGGCAAGCGCUGUCUUUCUGCCACCGCACCACACGCGAAGAAGGCAUCGAUGCAGCGUUGUACAACAACGGGACUCAACUCACUGCGCUCCUCGUUCCACCUGAUGUUGGGCAGACGUACCAGAUUGCUGCUCAGGCAGGCUAUCCAAUGAUUACCCUCCCAGCGGGCUUGAGUCCUGAGACGGGAAUGCCGUUUGGACUGGCACUGAUGGGAACUGCGUGGAGUGAGAAGACGCUGGUUAGAUAUGCGAGUGCGAUUGAAGAUUUACAGGCCAGUAGUGGAACGAAGUAUAAGAGGACAGCUCCGCUGUGGCUGGAUUAUAGAAGUAAAAAUAUACCAGUUAAUAAUGUGUGA
Molecule: messenger RNA, 1782 nt
Organism: Hyaloscypha bicolor E
Lineage: Eukaryota; Fungi; Ascomycota; Leotiomycetes; Helotiales; Hyaloscyphaceae
Product: amidase signature enzyme
Exons: 3
Coding region: 1-1782 (593 amino acids)
Source: RefSeq, a predicted model, not a curated record